Molecule: messenger RNA, 1550 nt
Organism: Mandrillus leucophaeus (drill)
Lineage: Eukaryota; Metazoa; Chordata; Mammalia; Primates; Cercopithecidae
Gene: RASSF7
Product: Ras association (RalGDS/AF-6) domain family (N-terminal) member 7
Exons: 6
Coding region: 54-1115 (353 amino acids)
Biological process (GO): signal transduction
Source: RefSeq, a predicted model, not a curated record
GGCGCCUCCGCGCCGCCUGGGGAGGGGGCAGUGCCCUCCGAGCCAGAACAGGGAUGUUGUUGGGGCUGGCGGCCAUGGAGCUGAAGGUGUGGGUGGAUGGCAUCCAGCGUGUGGUCUGUGGGGUCUCGGAGCAGACCACCUGCCAGGAAGUGGUCAUCGCACUGGCCCAAGCAAUAGGCCAGACUGGCCGCUUUGUGCUUGUGCAGCGCCUUAGGGAGAAGGAGCGGCAGCUGCUGCCAGAGGAGUGUCCAGUGGGCGCCCAGGCCACCUGCGGACAGUUCGCCAGUGAUGUCCAGUUUGUCCUGAGGCGCACAGGGCCCAGCCUGGUUGGGAGGCCCUCCUCAGACAACUGUCUACCCCCAGAACGCUGCCCAAUUCGUGCCAGCCUCCCUGCAAAGCCACGGGGAGCGCUGGGCUGUGAGCCCCGCAAAACACUGACCCCCGGGCCAGCCCCCAGCCUCUCACACCCUGGGCCUGCGGCCCCUGUGACACCCACACCAGGUUGCUGCACAGACCUGCGGGGCCUGGAGCUCAGGGUGCAGAGGAACGCUGAGGAGCUGGGCCACGAGGCCUUCUGGGAACAGGAACUGCGUCGGGAGCAAGCCCGGGAGCGAGAGGGACAGGCACGCCUGCAGGCGCUAAGUGCGGCCACUGCUGAGCAUGCCGCCCGGCUGCAGGCCCUGGAUGCUCAGGCCCGUGCCCUGGAGGCUGAGCUGCAGCUGGCAGCGGAGGCCCCUGGGCCCCCCUCACCUAUGGCAUCUGCCACUGAGCGCCUGCGCCAGGACCUGGCUGUUCAGGAGCGGCAGAGUGCGGAGGUGCAGGGCAGCCUGGCUCUGGUGAGCCGGGCCCUGGAGGCUGCAGAGCGAGCCCUGCAGGCUCAGGCUCAGGAGCUGGAGGAGCUGAACCGGGAACUCCGUCAGUGCAACCUGCAACAGUUCAUCCAGCAGACCGGGGCUGCGCUGCCACCGCCCCCACGGCCUGACAGGGGCCCUCCUGGCACUCAGGGCCCUCUGCCUUCAGCCAGAGAGGAGUCCCUCCUGGGCACCCCCCCGAGUCCCAUGCUGGUGCCCAGCCUAGGCCCCGAGGCGGCCCCCAUGAAGCAGAACUGGAGGUAGCAGCAGCUCCUGCCCCAGAGUGGUGUCCUCUGGCCGCCCAACCCCAGCCUCUGUGACAGCCUAGUGAGGGCUUCGAGACCAGCCUGCCCAGACCACAGAAGGAGAGUUGGCGGUCACAGAGGGCUCCUCCCCCACACAGUGGGAAGCCCUGGGUUUGGCCUCAGGAGCUGGGGUACAGGGGGGGACUGCCCUAGUCCUUGCCGGUCUGCCAGCACCCUGGAAAAGCACGGGGCAUAGCCAGCUCAGAACCUGCCAGGCCCCAAAGGCCACGACUGCCUGUUGGGGACAGGAGAUGCAUGGACAGUGUGCUCAAGCUGUAAGCAUGUGCUUGCCUAUGGGAGGGGUCCUUCACUGUGUGUACACGGCAAAAGCACGUGUGUGCCACUUCCCCUACCCCAACGUGAAAACCUCAAUAAACUGCCGGAAGCGGCUUGA